Molecule: messenger RNA, 3693 nt
Organism: Colletes gigas
Lineage: Eukaryota; Metazoa; Arthropoda; Insecta; Hymenoptera; Colletidae
Product: elongation of very long chain fatty acids protein AAEL008004-like
Exons: 6
Coding region: 527-1423 (298 amino acids)
Biological process (GO): fatty acid elongation, saturated fatty acid; sphingolipid biosynthetic process; fatty acid elongation, monounsaturated fatty acid
Cellular component (GO): endoplasmic reticulum membrane
Molecular function (GO): fatty acid elongase activity
Source: RefSeq, a predicted model, not a curated record
UCGACCGUUGGACCCACAUUCCGUGAAUGUGUCUUCGCCACUGACACAGCACACGCGUGCCACCGGGAACGCGUGACCCCCCAGACGCGCCGCGAUCAGUUGUGACAGUGACCCCUGGCGCGUGUGAUCGAGGUGUGUCGUUCCAAGGGUAGGAACACUGUGACCAAACCGAUUCCAAGGAACAGGGUGCUAGUGAACGAGCACAAGGGAUUUCAAACGUCCAAGGUAGUCGAUUGCUCCGAGCUGGGGCAGAUCUAGACCUUCGAUCCCGAGGGCCAGGUUCCAGGAAGAUCGAACGAUUGCUGCAACGCGCGACAUUCGGUGGAGAUUCGGGUGAAGUGAAGUGGCGAGAGUUUGCGUUCGAAGAUCGGUUUCCGGCGGUGAUUAGUGUGAGUCGCGGCGCCUCCGGAGCUUCCAUCCUCCGAUCCAUCGGCCUCGCUCGGUUAUCUGAAACUUUCUCUGCAACGAGUACCGUUCAACCACCACGGGCUAGUCGCCUCGAUAAAUCAACGAUUCCACACGGGAAAUGGCAUCUGCGGCGGCGGAGUUGGUUGCCGAGAGGGAACCGGAACCGAGGAUCGAGAUGACCGACACGAAUAGAUCGUUCGUGGGCGCGCAGGGGCUGGUACGAAUGGCCCUGGAUCAGUACACGGAAAUCCUGACGACGAUCUCCGAUCCGAGGGUCAGCGACUGGCCCUUGAUGGACUCGCCAAUCCCGACUUUUCUCAUCGUGCUCCUCUACUUGUACGGAGUCACGUUGUUCGGGCCUAGAUUGAUGGCCAACAGGAAACCCUUCAAACUCAGGGGAACCCUGGUCGCGUACAACGCGUUCCAGGUCGUCUUCUCGCUGGGGAUGCUCUACGAGCACCUGAUGUCUGGCUGGCUGUUGGAUUACAGUUACAAGUGUCAACCGGUCGACUACUCCCACAAUCCGUCCGCGCUGCGUAUGGCGAACCUGUGCUGGUGGUACUUCAUCAGCAAAUUCACGGAAUUCGCUGACACGAUAUUCUUCAUCUUGCGCAAAAAGGACAGCCAGGUGACGUUCUUGCACCUGUACCACCAUUCUCUGACGCCCUUGGAGACGUGGAUCUGCGUGAAAUUCAUCGCCGGAGGGCAUGGUACCCUGGGCAACCUUAUAAACAACGCGGUGCACGUGAUAAUGUACACGUACUACAUGGUGUCCGCGAUGGGACCCGAGUACCAGAAAUAUUUAUGGUGGAAAAAGCACCUAACCACCGUCCAACUGGUGCAGUUCUUCCUGGUGUUCGUCCACAGCACCCAGGCCCUGGUCUUCGACUGCGGCUACCCGAAAUUGGUGGCCGGGCUUCUUUUGCUUCACUCGUCGAUCUUCUUCGUCCUGUUCUCCGACUUCUACCGGCAAGCGUACAGGAAGUCCAGAACGAAGGAGCUGAAGGGGGAAUAAAUCGAGGGGCUGAAACGCGCGCGCACAUUCCCAAACUUCUCUAAAACACACGCUCCGAACAACAGCUCCUCGACCACGCGCGAUCGAACGAUCGUGGAUCAGUUAAAACGUUUUGUCUUGUGUGUUUUCAGCGUGUAUCCGAUCUCGUGGGAUUUCACCAACUUGCUCAAACACCGGCCAACGUGGUAUCGAUUUCGGAUAACGAUCGAACACACGCACAAUCACGCGGAACUAGUCAUCGAACGUUUCGAGACAAUUCUAUUGGACGCUGGUUCGCGAACUCGAUCGUACGGAACGAUCGUGAUCGGUUCUUCCGUCGAGGGCCUACAGAAUCCUUCCGUAAGGGAGAGAUUAUCGUUUGUUAUCCCUCGUAUCCUCCGCAGGAUAUCUCAGGUCUCGCGAACAGCUCGGACCAGGGUUUCCGAAGCACUCGUUAAUCUCGAAUUCGGGAUGAGCAAGCAAUCGUUAGGGUUGGGGAUGUGGAACCUUUUAAUAUCGAUAAUAGAGCGUAUCAGGAUUUUUCUUAUUUGAUCUGUGAACAAAACACUUAGAUAAUCGUCGAUCGUUUUAAAAGGUCGUAGGUUCCCCAUCCCUGGGCCAGGCGUAUAAUACUUUUCAUGUAUUUUGACCAGCCAAAACUAUCCAGGGAUAACUCCCACUAUGUCUCAUGUACUAUAGUAUCGCGAUUUAUAUAAAAAAUCUUGCCAUUACGGAGAAACUAACGCCUGGCCUUAACGUAGAAACAUCUUUUCAGACUCGGAGUUUUCGACGAAUUGUUUAGGCUACGCUUGAAAGUGCAUCGAAAACCCAGAAUCGACGAGGCAUCGCGCGUCGAUUCGGUCCUUGGUGUCGUUAAUUUAAUGGUCCUUGUUUUCUUUUUCUAUUUUUAGGCGUUACGCGUCAGCAGAUCUUUAAUCAAGAUUACUGUAAAUAUAGGAGUAGAGUUAGCGCAUUCCGCGGGACACCGUUCUCGCGGGUUUAUUUAAAUCUACGCGCGAUCCAGUCGCGCGCGACGAGAUACAAAUUUAUCAAUAGGCGGAAAAACGGAUUUGCGUGAGAAACUACAACGCGUUAGAAGAGUCUCUUCCCAAACGAUCUAUAGAAAAAUUAUCUUCUCUGCAAAUUAAUUUCAACAUAGACGCCUACUAAAACUGAUUACUGACCAAUCUAAUGCAAAAACCGUACUAUGAUGAGACUUUUUCAACGCUUCGCAGGGAACACAACCUGACGAAACCUCGUUAAGCUAAACGUUUUUCUCGAUUAUUUAUACGUUGCACGAGUGUUUCGAGUAACCCCUUAAACGAUAAGUCGUAAGCGGACGCGUUCACGAACAACGCGAUACAACCAGAGAUGAGUAAAAUCCUUCUAAUCUCGAAGAUUUUAAAUAAAGAACGAACGUUUUCUGUUCUUCGAGUAAAAUUUUGCUCAUCUCUGGAUAGCAGUGUCGUGUUGCAGCGAGAACCGAGAACGGUAUCAGACUUCAGCACGACACCUGUAUCACCUGUGCAGCAGAGACACGCACAACCUCGCACACGUGUCGUACAUGUAUAAUUCCUCUCACCAGCGAGCAGGCUACCGAAUCGAUGGAUUCAGAUGUACGUGUGCAACGUUCCUUACGAAAUCUAUCUAUUAAAUCGGAUCUCGUAGCCUAGUUUCGAAACAUUAUCGCGUUGAUGAUGUUGGUCUCGACGUGGCCGAGUACCGCAGUGCGGUAAACGCGCGGUUUCCGUCUACGAGGAACGACACAGGAUCACCGAACAGCGUCGAAGAGUCGACUGUCUGGCAAGCACGAGCCGGGUUUCGUGAAACGUGUCUUGGACAAGGGUAUCGACGUGCUCUUGCGCUACGUUCAUGUGUGAACAAAGGGAGAGGGAGACGCUUUACUCUUAGAAUUAGACAUCCCCGGAGCCACGCACGCGUCGGGGGUAAAACGACAAUCACUCGGUUUACAGAGAAGACGGUGAACCGACGAAACAUGGUGGCGAUCCCACCACGGGCAUGUGCAACUCUCCCCCAGGUAGCCAGAGUAAUACAGACUCUCUCUCUAUCGAUCCUCUCGAUGCAACCCCUCAAACAGGACAGAAACGGUCGUUCCACUAUUACAGGGAGAGACGCACGCCGACGAUACCGAUGAUUUUCGUACGGAUUCAUCGUCGAACCUCAGCCUAAGAUUGUAAUUUAUUUUGUGUGCUUCACACGCACAUGCGACGAAACUGUUUGUACAUAUGUAAUUCUUUCCUUUUUGUAAUGACAAAUAAAUUUUAUUAAGU